GUGUUGCAAACGAUUUACGUGUGGACAGUUGGAUACUAGCCUUAACAAUUAUUCGUCAAUUAUAUCAGCGGUUUUCAAUGACUCAUUCUGACGAGCCACAAAAAUGUUCGUGAUGCUGAGUAAGAGAGAAGUGAGAAGUGUGUAACGUACAAUAUACAUAUGAGACAAAUUAUUGAAAUUGUUUGCAAAGCAAGUUAAUAGAAAAAUAAAUCUUUUACGAUUAAUGAUCUCCUUUGACGUAUGUAUUUUUCCACGAGUGUAGAAGUGGAAAUAAGUGGAGAGGAAUAGACAGCAUGCUAUUCGGGUAUUCGCUUAGUCUUAAACAGAAAGGCACACAGUAGUGGACAAGCAUUCCAUUACUGUUUAGUGGGCAGUAUUGGUAUAAAGUAGAAAGCGCUUAUGUGACAAUGUGAGGAACGCUGACAGAGUUUAACUCUCAAUAAUACUUUUUAACGGUAAUCGUUUACGAAUAAAAAAUUAUUUUCGUGGAUAAUGACAGAAAACAAGGAAAAUGAUACUAAGGGACAAGCUCCUGAUGGUGGUUGGGGCUGGUUUGUUUGUCUUGGAAGCAGUUUGAUUACGCUCUCUUUGCGAUCAUUGGAUCCAUCAUUCGGACUGCUUUUCAACGAUUUAUUGAAGGAGCUCAAGGUUGGCUCUACAGGGACAUCAGUUAUAAUGAGUGUCUUAGAUGCCAUUGUCAAUUUUUCAGGUUUUUUAAUCGGCCCAUUAUUAAAAAGAUUUUCUUAUCGACAAGUCGCAUUUUUUGGAUCUUUAUUGAGCUGCAGUGGUUUAAUAAUUACAUCGCAAGCUAACAGUAUGCUGUACAUUAUUUGUACCUACAGUAUAUUAGGAGGCAUAGGUACCGGCCUUGCCAUGGCUUGUUCCUUCGUCGCAUUGAAUACAUUCUUCGAUAAAAAACGUGGACAAGCAGUAGGUUUUUCUAUGGCGGGAACCGCAUUGGCAAUGAUGGUUGUACCAUUGUUAAUACAUAUGUUGCUGCACAUAUACGGAUUUCGCGGCACAACGCUUAUAGCCGGAGGAUGGGCAUUACAUUCUGUGGUGGGAUCAUGUUUGUUACGUCCACUUAAAGAACCGCCGAUAACACCACCAGUAAAAAAAAAGCCUGAAGAGCGAGAAAGUGAGGCUUUAUUAAUGAAACCUACUAAAUCACGAAGAAUAUCAAAUGGAUCAACGUGGACGGAAAAUCAAAAUGCAGAAAAUGAAUCAAUCUCACCUAAAAAGGAAUCGUUCGUAAAAAAGAUAAAAGCAACUUUUGAUUUGGAUCUCCUAAAAAAUUUCACGUACUUAAAUGUCGCUUUAGGUUGUAGCUUUUAUUACGUGGCUGAAUCUAAUUACAAACUGAUGACUCCUUUCUUCCUCUUAAGUAUUGGAAUGACGAAAGCAGAGGUGGCCUUUUGUCUGUCCCUGACUGCAUUUACCGACAUCCUUGCUAGGCUGCUUCUACCAACAUUAUUCGACAAAUUCGGUUGGAAAAAGCGUAUACUUUUUUGGAUUUCUUGUCUCCUCCUUGGAAUCGCACGCUCCAUAUUGGCGGAACAAACGGAAAAGACACCAUUGAUUGUCAUGUUCGUAGUAGCUGGAUUUCUGCGUGGCACUACAUUGGUAAACCUUAAUCUCUGUAUAUCCGAGUGUUGUACUUUGAAGAAGCUACCAAGUGCAUUUGGAAUAUUUAUGGUGUUUAAGGGCUUAUGCGUAGUCAUCAUGAGUCCCUUAAUCGGAUACAUCAGAGAUGUCAGCAAUAGCUACAAAAUCUGUAUUCACGUGAUGACCGCCUUGAUACUCGUCACAUUUGUCGUGUGGACCAUUGAAUUUUUAAUUACAAUCUUUUGUAGACAACUUGCUAUAGCUAAGAAAUUACAACAGCACGUUAUAGAAUAAUAUUUCUAGUUUAAUUUAGUAAUUGUGUAAAAUAAUCUAAUGUAUUUUUACCACUCAUGUCAUUUGUUUACAACUUUAGUACGGCAUGAAUAUCGAUCAAAUAAAUUAUUAUUUUUAAAAAAUUAA
Messenger RNA from Monomorium pharaonis (pharaoh ant), 2025 nucleotides. Its product is annotated as monocarboxylate transporter 12. NCBI's taxonomy places the organism in Eukaryota, Metazoa, Arthropoda, Insecta, Hymenoptera, Formicidae. The transcript is spliced from 10 exons. Gene Ontology annotation, molecular function: monocarboxylic acid transmembrane transporter activity. Gene Ontology annotation, biological process: monocarboxylic acid transport; transmembrane transport. The coding region runs from base 493 to 1899 and encodes 468 amino acids. The record is from RefSeq and is a predicted model, not a curated record.